UAAUGUGAGCUAAUAGGUUCAAUUCAGUGUCUCCGAAGUUUCAUGUUAUAAAAAGGGUCUUGAAAAACUUGAAUUUUCAAAAAUAAGUGCGAUUUCGACAGAGUUUUAUUAAAAAAUAAGUAUAUCUAUUUUAUUGAAGUUUUCUCCUUUUUCCAUUUUUGGAAAAAAUAAUUUUAAGUAUGAUUGAGGAUACCGCAAAACACUUUUUAAAGAAAGACGCAGCGUUACAAAGGUUAACUAGUUGAGCACAAAGAAAGUGAAAAGCUUCUUAGAAAAUGCGAAGUCUUUAGCAGAGCACAUAUCUUAUAAAGAGCGGUAUAGAGCGCUACAAGGAAUAUCUAGCAAUUACUAUAAGUAAUAAGGAAGUGGUCUCGGCAUGGAGACUGUUGAGAUUUAACAGAAUAUUUUAAUCGUCGAAUAAAUAUAUCGCCUUGACAGGUUCAGUCAUAAAUAAAAACAAAAAAUAUAAUUUCGUUGACAUACAAAAGCAGUGUUACCCAUUCACUUUAAAAAUAUCAACAUAUUUGUAAGUUUUCUGUUCGAAACUUUUUUUUACAUGCUCAACACUAUUUUCUUUUAACAUCUUUCAAGCAUCGUAUUUUCAAAUCAGAUAUUCAGAUUUACAUUUAUAUUAUAUUAAUAUUUUUAUCGCAAGAUUUCAUCGUAUAUUUGAGCAAAUAACGCUAUGGAACUUAAGACAAUUUUCAGAAUCGUAGAGCUGGUAAUAUGUAUCGUGCUCUUAGUCCUUUGGUAUGCGUUGAACACCUACGCAACAAGUGUUAUGGUCGUGUGUGGCACCAUUUUCGGUUUCACCAUAAUAACGGCUGUGCUGGUGGCACUUGAGUUUCUCGAAUUCAAUCAGGUGGCAGUUUAUCUAAUUAUUGGCGCCAUUUUGUCUCUCGUCUGUGGUGGUUUGACUAUUGCCUAUGUACCGGAUUAUGGCGAUGGACGGAUGUCUUAUUUUAUAGCAACUGGUCUCUUCAUUGCUAACGGCGUAAUUUUUUUAAUCGAUUUCAUUAUGGAAUUAAAAAAAUGAAGUCUAGAAGAAGAUAGUCUAUUCGACUAUUGAAGCAGUCGGGCAGUUCCAAAUUGUAAAGAAUGUAAAUUAUACACAUACAUGCAUACAUGUUCUGUUAUAUUUGCAAAUAAAUAAUAAUUUUCGUAAUUUUACUGAAAAAA
Messenger RNA from Bactrocera oleae (olive fruit fly), 1179 nucleotides. RefSeq lists its product as uncharacterized. The record is from RefSeq and is a predicted model, not a curated record. Lineage: Eukaryota; Metazoa; Arthropoda; Insecta; Diptera; Tephritidae.